Molecule: messenger RNA, 1542 nt
Organism: Salvelinus fontinalis (brook trout)
Lineage: Eukaryota; Metazoa; Chordata; Actinopteri; Salmoniformes; Salmonidae
Product: serum paraoxonase/arylesterase 2-like
Exons: 9
Coding region: 37-1107 (356 amino acids)
Molecular function (GO): arylesterase activity
Source: RefSeq, a predicted model, not a curated record
AACCUUUGACCAAGGAAGGGAAAGAGUUUGUCUGCCAUGAAGUGGGUGCUUGUUACCAUCUGCAUUGCUGCCUUGGCAGCUCUUUUGGGGCAAAGACUUCUUAAAUUGAGUGAAAUAGCCCUUGCCAACAGAGAAGUGCCUGUAAAACACCUCCCCAACUGUCACCUAUUAAAGAAUAUAGAAUAUGGAGCAGAGGACUUCACCAUACUUCGAGAUGGACUGGCCAUCAUAAGCACCGGCUUGAAAUAUCCUGGAAUGCCCUCCUUCUCUGAUGACCCAGGGAAGAUCUAUACCCUGGACCUGUUGGACCCCAGACUGAUCCCUGUGGAGCUGACAAUCAAAGGAGACCUGGACCGGGACUCCUUCAACCCCCAUGGAAUCAGUGUCUACAUUGACGAGACAGAUAAAACCAUCCAUCUGUUUGUUGUCAAUCACCCUCAACAUUACGCGAGCCAGGUAGAGAUCUUUCUAUUUGUCGAAGAGGACAACACCGUUGUGCACCUGAAAACUAUAAAGCAUGAUCUCCUUCAUAGUGUGAAUGACAUUGUGGCUGUGGGAGUGGAGAGCUUCUAUGCCACCAACGAUCACUCCUAUCCCAGUGAAGUGCUACACAUGCUGGCUGUCUUCCUGGGACUACCAUGGGCUGGUGUGGUUUACUACAGCCCUGGAGGAGUGAAGGCAGUGGGCGAUGGCUUCCUAUCUGCAAACGGCAUCAACAUGUCACCCGACAAAAGGUAUCUAUACGUGUCCGCUAUUUUGGACCAUGAGAUUGCUGUUUUUGAGAUAAAGAAAAACAAAGACUUGGUACAUGUCAAGUCUGUAGCCGUUGGGUCUCUCUGUGACAACAUCGAGGUGGACCAUGUAACAGGUGACAUAUGGCUGGGUUGUCACCCUAAUGGAGCAAAGUUAGCAGUAUAUGACCCUGAGGAUCCACCUGGAUCGGAGGUCAUUAGGAUUCGGGACGUCCACUAUGAGAAGCCAGUUGUGACCCAGGUGUAUGCUGAUGAUGGCAGUGUGCUCAUAGGAUCCUCUGUAGCAGCUCCCUAUGAAGGAAAGCUUAUCAUAGGAACAAUCUACCACAAAGCCCUGGUCUGUGAUCUGAAGUAGUCAAUGAUUCCUUUCAGACAUCUGAUUUCCAAAGUCUGUGUGUGUGUAUAUAGAGAUGCAGUAAGGACACUCAAACUGUAUUGUACUCAAAGUCUGUGCUGUUUCUGUAUAGUACAUCUUGUCUGGUGUAAUAUGAUUGAAAAGUAUAAAUAUUCCACAUGGUUGCCACAAUAUAACACUGCAAUUGCUGUGAUGCAUAGCAUGUGUAAUUAUGUUAAAUGAUAAGAGGCCGUCUGCGCUCUUUUAAGUUCCUUAGUACUCAAUAGUGUCUGUUCCAGGUGCGUAGGAAUCAAAAUAAGAAUAGUGGAAAAGAUGAGACCCGCACACUGUCGACAAAAUGAAUGAAUCCAAAACUGAGGCUUGAUGUGUUAUUAUGUUAUUAUGUUUACAUGUAUCUUACUGGACUAUUUGUAUUGAUUAAACAGUUAUAUUCCA